This is a messenger RNA of Chelonus insularis, 1780 nucleotides long. Its product is annotated as stearoyl-CoA desaturase 5-like. Gene Ontology annotation, molecular function: stearoyl-CoA 9-desaturase activity; iron ion binding. Gene Ontology annotation, biological process: unsaturated fatty acid biosynthetic process. Gene Ontology annotation, cellular component: endoplasmic reticulum membrane. The coding region runs from base 657 to 1688 and encodes 343 amino acids. NCBI's taxonomy places the organism in Eukaryota, Metazoa, Arthropoda, Insecta, Hymenoptera, Braconidae. The transcript has 5 exons. The record is from RefSeq and is a predicted model, not a curated record.
AAGAGUGCGUAAAGCACUCACACAAUAAUCCUAGUUUGUAUUUGAAUACUGUUCGAAGUAAGAGUAUAGGUAUUUGAAUACUACUCAGAAGGUAUUUUUUACGAGUCUGCUUAGGCGGUUAAACUCAUGCAGUAUAUAAUGAACCGCUUAGUUCAAAAUUUCUUUCAAACUAUUUUGUAGCUGUCUAUACUGAUAUUAUUUUGUAUACGAACAAAUUUUGACUUUUACCGAAUCGUUUCAAAUUUGAAGGGCUAAUCUUUAAAUAAUCUUUUAGUUAUUCUAUUAUAAAAGACAAAAAAGUGAAAUUUCAGUGUUUAAAAGAAAAUUUAGAGGUUAUAGAAUAUUGACUUAGUGGGAAAAAUCGACCACGUUGAAUUUAUCUCUCUCAAUUGUGGACCAAGUUAGAUUUUUAAUGUGAUUUUUUUACAUUUUUCGAAAUCAAAUUAUUGACGAUUACUAUACGAUUGACUUGGAUAAUUAAUUUAAAUUUAUAAAAUAGUAAUUUGAAAAAUUCAAAUAAUUUUCGAAUUAUAUAGAUUGAAUAAGCCGGCUAAAAAAGGUUACAAAACUAUUCAACAAGUGGUCCGACAUUUUGGUAGUGUCAAAUCAAAACUGCUUACUAUAAUUUUUAUUUAAAAUUCAUCAAUUCAUUAAAAAUGGUUGCAAACUCGGAAGAUUAUGUACCAAAUAAUGCUGAAAUAGUUACUCAAAAUAUUAUGAAUGAAAAAGAUGAUAUGAAAGUAAAGAAAAAAAAUUAUAAAUGGUAUGAAUUUGAAACGAGAAUUGUUCCACAUCAAUUUGCCAUUAUGGCAUUUUUACAAACCAUGUUUGUAUAUUAUGGCAUUACAUUUCCGUACCGUGAAUAUCCGGUUCUUGUAGCUUGGGGAUUUUUUAUGACUUACGUCAACAUACUUGGAGUAACAGCAGGAAUUCAUCGUUUUUGGAGUCAUCGAACAUAUAAAGCCACACUACCUGUACGAAUUCUUCUAGCACUAUUCUUUUACUCUGCUGGACAGAUGAAAAUUCGACAAUGGUCACGUCAACAUAGAAUUCAUCACAAAUACGCUGAUACUGAUGGAGAUCCACACAAUGCUCGUCGAGGUUUUUUUUUCAGUCACAUUGGUUGGUUAGUAUUGGAGGAAAAACCUGAAGUUGAUGAGUGUCGUCAAAAAAUAAGUGUUGAUGACGUUCUAGCUGAUCCUGUCGUACAAUUUUUUGACAAUAACUAUGCUAUAAUGCAAACACUGUGUAUCGCAGUUAUACCCAGUUUCAUACCAUGGUACUUUUUUAAUCAAGAUCUAAAAUGGUCUAUAAUAUCUCAAGUAUUUAUUCGAUAUCCUUUAGCAAUUCAUAUUACUGCAUCUGUAAACAGUUUUGCUCAUAUGUUUGGAUAUCGUACUUAUGAUAAACAUAUUUUGCCUACAGAAAACUUCUUAAUAGCAUUAGCUACAAUAGGAGAAGGAUGGCACAAUUAUCAUCAUGCUUUUCCAUGGGAUUACCGAGCCUCAGAAUUUUCAAAUUUUUUCUUCAAUCCAACAACAUCCUUCCUAAAUUUACUUGCUAAACUAGGCUUAAUCUAUGACUUGAAAUAUGCAUCUAAAGAUCAUAUAGAAAAAGUUAUUGAUAGAAAAGGCGAUGGUAACACGAAAUCUGAUAAAUACAGAUAUAUUGAUCAAAUACUUAAAUAAGUCAUAUAAUUUGAGGUAGAGAUAAUUUAAAUAAGGGACAUUUAUGUAACCGUACUAUAAUUACUGUUAUAAUAUAGUAAGGCUAUAAAUAA